UCUGCUUCUUCUCCUCAGCCAAUAAGAAGGAACCAGAUCAGAUGUGCAAGAGUAAUGAAGGAGCAAGAAAUUAUACUACAAAUGCCAGAUGAAGAGUGGAGAGUCUGCUGCCCUGAGUUCAGACUGUCAGGUGUGCACAUUCCUUCACCAGGGCUAGCAGACUAACAUCCUGUUGCUUGGUAAUACAACAACAUUUUUAAUGUUAUCUCUGGCUGUGUCGACUCGCUGCAGUUAGCAUGUAGCUCAGUGUCCAUUAGCUGACUGAAGUCUGACUGGAUGGCAACCUCGGACUGCAGAUGGAGUCACCAUGGUCAUCGGGGCUGGACACCAGGUGGGACCAAACACAGCCUCUGACAGACGCCAUGCGCAGAGAUUUUCUGAAAUCAAGCCCCAUGAGGCUCCACCGGACGGGGCGUGGCUUCGGCGCUAUACUGCUUGACAAGUGUGGCGCAUGCGUGGAAGGAGUGACGCUGCCUGACAGUCCAAUAUCCGGGCAAAGAAAUCCUCAUGAAUUCACAGAAAAGUGUGCAGCUGGCUCUGCCCACAGAUCCAACUUUGAUGUGCUCCACCUAUUAAGGCAUGAAAUAGCUCACCCAUGUGCGGUUCAGAGAGUCAGAGCAGCCUCAUUUCAGUGCGCCCCUGUUAAAGGACCCUCUGGUGGCUACCCCGCCGAUUCACAGGACAUGUACGGCAGUGCCAGAGCUGUAGGCCAUAUAGAGAGCAGCCCCGCACGGUCCCCGCGCCUGCCAAGGUCCCCCAGACUGGGCCAUCGGAGGGCCAACAGCGGGGGCGGGGGUGGUGCGGGGGGCAAGACGCUCUCCAUGGAGAACAUCCAGUCCCUCAACGCUGCCUAUGCCACUUCGGGGCCCAUGUACCUGAGCGACCAUGAGGGUGUGGGCUCCACUGCCACCUACCCAAAAGGCACUAUGACUCUCGGUCGCGCCACCAGUCGGGCCAUGUACGGGGGCCGCGUCACAGCCAUGGGCAGCAGUCCCAACAUAGCUUCAGUGGGGCUGCCCCAUCACGCUGACCUUCUGUCUUACAGUGACCUGGGUUCCAUCUCCAUGCUGCACCACCACCACCACCAGGGGGUGCCCUCUGCCCUGCUGAGGCAGGCGGUGCGGGGCAGUGGGGGGGAGCUGCUGGAGAUGCAGGCCCAGCUCAGGGAUAUGCAGAGGGAAAAUGAGCUGCUGCGCAGAGAGCUUGACCUAAAGGACAGUAAGUUGGGAUCUUCCACCAACAGCAUCAAGAGCUUCUGGAGUCCGGAGCUGAAGAAGGAGAGGAUAAUGAGGAAAGAGGAGGCGGCUCGCACGUCAAUCCUCAAAGAGCAGAUGAGAGUCACUCACGAGGAGAACCAGCUGCUGGAUGCCAGGAGAACCAAGCAUCUCCAGAUGACCAUCCAGGCCCUGCAGGACGAGCUGCGCACACAGCGGGACCUGAACCACCUGCUGCAGCAGGAGAGCGGUAACCGCUCCGCCUCCGAUCACUUCACCACCAUCGAGCUGACGGAGGAGAACUUCCGCCGGCUGCAGGCCGAACAUGACAGGCAGGCCAAGGAGCUCUUCCUGCUGAGAAAGACCCUGGAGGAGAUGGAGCUGAGGAUCGAGACCCAGAAACAGACGCUGGGCGCCAGAGACGAGUCCAUUAAGAAGCUGCUGGAGAUGCUGCAGAGUAAAGGGCUGCCCCCGGGGCCGGGCAGGGUGUCGGAGGAGGAGGAGCAGGAGAGAGCCAGGCGCAUCGCUGAGGCAGAGGCGCAGCUCGGACACCUCGAGGUCAUCCUGGAUCAAAAGGAGAAGGAGAACAUCCAUCUGCGCGAGGAACUGCACAGAAGAAAUCAGCUGCAUCAAGAUCCAAGCAAAACCAAGGCCCUGCAGACCAUCAUCGAGAUGAAAGACACCAAAAUUGCCUCUCUGGAGCGCAACAUUCGAGAUCUGGAGGAUGAGAUCCAGAUGCUGAAGGCGAACGGCUUGCUGAACACAGAGGACAGAGAGGAGGAGAUCAAACAGAUGGAGGUCUACAAGAACCACUCCAAGUUUAUGAAGACUAAGAUUGACCAGCUGAAGCAGGAGCUGUCGAAGAAGGAGUCGGAGCUGCUGGCCCUGCAGACAAAGCUAGAGACCCUAAACAACCAGAAUUCAGACUGCAAACAGCAUAUCGAGGUGCUCAAAGAGUCUCUCACUGCCAAGGAGCAACGUGCUGCCAUCCUGCAGACAGAGGUGGAUGCCCUGCGUCUGCGUCUGGAGGAGAAAGAGUCCUUCCUGAACAAGAAAACCAAGCAGCUGCAGGACCUGACGGAGGAGAAGGGCACUCUCGCCGGAGAGAUCAGGGACAUAAAGGACAUGCUGGAGGUCAAAGAGCGGAAGAUCAACGUCCUGCAGAAGAAGAUUGAGAACCUGCAGGAGCAGCUGCGGGACAAAGACAAGCAGCUGGGGAACCUGAAGGACAGGGUCAAGUCCCUGCAGACCGACUCCAGUAACACAGACACUGCCCUGGCCACCCUGGAGGAGGCGCUGUCAGAGAAGGAGAGGAUCAUAGAGCGUUUAAAGGACCAAAGGGAGAGGGAAGACAGAGAACGUCUGGAGGAAGUGGACUCCUACAAGAAGGAGAACAAGGAUCUGAAGGAGAAAGUCAACACCCUGCAGAUAGAGUUAACAGAGAAAGAGUCAAAUCUCAUCGAUCUGAAGGAGCACGCUUCUUCGCUGGCAUCCUCUGGCCUCAAAAAGGAUUCGAAGCUCAAGUCCCUGGAGAUCGCCAUCGAGCAGAAAAAAGAGGAGUGUAGUAAGUUGGAGACGCAGUUGCAGAAGCAAGCUGAGCAGCUAUUCAGUCACAUGAACAAUCCUAAGGCCCACGAGGUGGAGCAGCAGUCCGGCUCCAGAGGGAACCCGGAGUACGUGGACCGAGUGAAGCUGCUCGAGAAGGAGGUGAGCUACUACAAGGACGAGGCCAACAAGGCUCAGACAGAGGUGGAGAGACUCCUGGACAUCCUGCGAGAGGUGGAGACCGAAAAGAAUGACAAGGACAAGAAGAUCGCUGAGCUGGAAAGGCAAGGAGGCAAAGACCAGACUAAGAAGGGUUCAAAUAUCAAACUGGGUCCACAAGGGGACAAGAAAGGCUUAGGACAAGACCCUCGUAAGGAUGGCUCCAUGGACGGUGGCCACCAUGUGAAGCUGGAGGAGCUGAUGAACACGCUGGAGAGGACGAGGCAGGAGCUGGAUUCCACCAAGCAGCGUCUCUCCUCCACACAGCAGUCACUGCAGGAGAGGGACACCCACCUCACCAACAUGAGACAAGAGCGCAGGAAACAGCUGGAGGAGAUCCUCGAGAUGAAACAACAAGCUCUGCUGGCAGCCAUCAGCGAGAAAGAUGCUAAUAUUGCACUGCUGGAACUGUCUGCCUCCAAUAAAAAGAAGACCCAGGAGGAGGUGAUGGCCCUCAAGAGGGAGCGGGACAAACUGAUGCACCAGCUCAAACAACACCCUCAAGUCAUGUCAGGUCUUCAAGGAGUCAAGUCUCAAACACAAAGCAGGAUGAAGCUGAUAGCUGACAACUAUGAAGAUGAGCAAUAUCACCCACACGGUCCUCACCACCCCCAGCCUCAGCCCCCCCACGCCCAGCCACAAGCCCAGCCCCAGUACCCGCACGUUCCCCACACCCAGCAGACUCCAUAUCCACAUGGCGUACAUCCACAACACCCACAACACCAACAGCACCCGCAGGCCCCGCCACAGCACCCGCACCCGCAACAGCCGCAACCCCAGUACCCUCACCCUCCGCACCCACAGCACCCCCAGCAGCACCCUCAGCACCCCCAGCCACCUCCCCAGCACCAACAGCACCCACGCCCCCCACAGCCCCAACACCCUCACCAACAGCACCCGCAGCAUCCCCCACAGCCACAGCACCCACACGGACAUCCCCCUCCGCAGCACCCUCACCCUCAGCACCCACACGGCCCUCCACAGCAAGGACCCCACCCCCAACAUCCACACCCCCAGCAUCCUCAACACCCUCAACACCCUCAGCACCCUCAGCACCCCCAGCACCCGCAACACCCACAGCACCCGCAGCACCCGCACCACGCUCAACAUCCACGCCACCCGUCGCCCCAUCAUCGUGGAGGGCCGGCCCGAGGACCCCCACAUGCUGGUCACCGCCCUGCCCCAGACCAGGAUGAUGACGAGGGCAUUUGGGCAUAAUCCUUGCUGUGACAACCAAAGCUCUAAUGUUGUUUUGAGGGAUGAUUCAGUCACUACUGGAGGAGCACAGCCAAGCCAUGAUGUUGAAACACUACCCGACCAAACAUUUAUUACCUCCACUCAAUCAACACUCAGCAAUGGGACCUUUUGUUUUCUUUUUCCGGGGGGAAGAGGAGGGGGC
This is a messenger RNA of Acanthopagrus latus (yellowfin seabream), 4377 nucleotides long. It is a transcript of the gene erc2, whose product is annotated as ELKS/RAB6-interacting/CAST family member 2. Gene Ontology annotation, cellular component: cytoskeleton of presynaptic active zone. NCBI's taxonomy places the organism in Eukaryota, Metazoa, Chordata, Actinopteri, Spariformes, Sparidae. Gene Ontology annotation, biological process: regulation of synaptic plasticity; neuromuscular synaptic transmission; maintenance of presynaptic active zone structure. The transcript is spliced from 22 exons. The record is from RefSeq and is a predicted model, not a curated record. Gene Ontology annotation, molecular function: structural constituent of presynaptic active zone. Bases 297 to 4196 code for a protein of 1299 amino acids.